CAGGGAAGGAGGAAGUCGAAAGGGAGAAGACAAGAACUCACUCAAUCAUUCACACUCCCUUCUCGAAAACCUCCCUGCUCUUCGAUCCCGGGAGAGCCUCGACAAUCCCCAGAAAAUUCUCAUAUAGAGAGAGAGGGAAAAUCUCUUCGCGUAGGGAAUGCAUAGAGAUGACGGUAGCCCACUGGUCUUCUUCUUCUCCGACCAAGCCUGAGUCGUGUUGGCGAGUCAACAAGCGCAUCGGCGGCCGGAACUGCCACCGCAAGCACGUCGAGGACGGGUGAUCCGGUUCGCCUCCGACCUCGGCCUGCCUCCCAAUUUUCACUUCGUGUCUUCUUUUUUUGUCAUAAUCUCUCGGCCACGUGUUGGAGAAGAAUCCAGAGUUUCUCAACUGGUAAAUCUUUAAAAGUUCUUUGCAAUCAAGUUCUGAUUUUUGGCUGUCCACGAAGCAUCCGAGAAUGACGAAGAAGGGGGAGGACGGGGGCUCGUCGAUCCUGCACGGGAAGUACGAGCUGGGCCGCCUCCUCGGGCACGGGACCUUCGCGAAGGUGUACCACGCGCGCGAGCUGCAGAGCGGCCGGAGCGUGGCGAUGAAGGUCGUCGGGAAGGAGAAGGUGGUGAAGGUGGGCAUGACGGAGCAGAUCAAGCGCGAGAUCGCCGUCAUGAAGAUGGUGAAGCACCCCCACAUCGUGGAGCUUCACGAGGUCAUGGCGAGCAAGUCGAAUAUCUACUUCGCCAUGGAGCUCGUCCGCGGAGGUGAGCUCUUUGCCAAGGUCACUAAGGGCCGGCUCCGGGAGGACGUCGCCCGGGCCUACUUCCAGCAACUCAUCUCGGCGGUGGACUUCUGCCACAGCCGGGGGGUGUACCACCGGGAUUUGAAGCCGGAGAAUCUGUUGGUGGACGAGAAUGGCGAUCUAAAAGUGACCGACUUCGGGCUCAGCGCCUUCGGAGAGCACCUGAGGCAGGACGGGCUCCUGCACACCACGUGCGGGACGCCCGCAUACGUCGCCCCCGAGGUGAUCGGGAAGAAGGGCUACGACGGUUCCAAGGCGGACCUGUGGUCGUGCGGCGUGAUCCUAUACGUCCUCCUGGCCGGGUUCUUGCCCUUCCAGGACGAUAACAUCAUGGUCAUGUACCGGAAGAUUUACCGGGGCGAUUUCAAGUGCCCGCCCUGGUUCUCGCCCGAGGCCCGGCGGCUCGUGACCAAGCUCCUAGACCCGAACCCGAGCACCCGGAUCCCGAUUUCCAAGAUCACGGAGAGCUCGUGGUUCAAGAAGUCGGUCCCCAAGAGCUUGGUCCCCAAGGAGGAGCAGGAAUUCGACAAGGAGAAGGCGGCGAAGACGCGGCCGCCGGGGACGAUGAACGCGUUCCACAUAAUCUCCCUCUCCGAGGGGUUCGACCUGUCGCCGCUCUUCGAGGAGAAGAGGAGGGAGGAGAAGGAGGAGCUGCGGUUCGCGACCACGAGGUCCGCGAGCAGCGUCAUAUCGAGGAUCGAGGAGGCCGCGAGGGCUGGGAAGUUCAGCAUCAAGAAGAGCGAGUCGAGGGUGAAUCUGCAGGGGGAGGCGGCGGGGAGGAAAGGGAAGCUGGUGAUCGAGGCGGAGUUGUUCGCGGUGGCGCCGUCGGUGCUGAUGGUGGAGGUGAAGAAGGACCGGGGCGACACGCUGGAGUACAACCAGUUCUGCCGGAAGGAGCUGAGACCGGCGCUCAAGGACAUCGUCUGGACGUCCCCGGGCGAUGACCCGUUGCCCGAUUGAGAAGCGGGUCGUACAUGGGGUCCGAUUAUGUUGGAAUUCUUCCUUAACUGACGGGGUAGAUCACAGAAGAAUUGGUCUGUGAUAACCGGUCGGUUCGGUGAUUGCUCUUCCUGGUGUGUUCUAUUGUCUUUUUUGUGAAUAUGUUGCAAGUGAGAUUGUUACUGUCAAGUAAGAGCAAAAUUUUCGAUAAAAGCUCAAAUCCGACGUGGUUUUUCUC
Messenger RNA from Rhodamnia argentea, 1968 nucleotides. Its product is annotated as CBL-interacting serine/threonine-protein kinase 6-like. The transcript has a single exon. The record is from RefSeq and is a predicted model, not a curated record. Lineage: Eukaryota; Viridiplantae; Streptophyta; Magnoliopsida; Myrtales; Myrtaceae. Gene Ontology annotation, molecular function: ATP binding; protein kinase activity. The coding region runs from base 456 to 1751 and encodes 431 amino acids. Gene Ontology annotation, biological process: protein phosphorylation; signal transduction.